This is a messenger RNA of Anthonomus grandis grandis, 16020 nucleotides long. RefSeq names its product E3 ubiquitin-protein ligase UBR4 (gene poe). Lineage: Eukaryota; Metazoa; Arthropoda; Insecta; Coleoptera; Curculionidae. The record is from RefSeq and is a predicted model, not a curated record. The transcript is spliced from 71 exons. Gene Ontology annotation, molecular function: zinc ion binding.
GCCAUUACCUGCAGAAAAAAAAAAUCAAAAAAAUUACAAAUGGUUGAAGUGAUGGCAGCGAGCAGCGGCGGAGUCGAUUGGUCUUUAGUUUUAAGGCCCUUUUUGUCCCCGAAUUACGAAAAUACGAAUAGCGCGGAACUCUUUGAACUAUGUUCUACGAUCGUCAAAAGUGAGACGGAGAUCUGGAGGCACAAGGAGACCCACAAGAACUUCUACAACACCUUCACGGUCUUGGCGGCCGAUUAUAUCAGCAGCAGCAUCUCCAAAUUAUCUGGCAGUCAAUUGGAAACAGCCAAUGCAGCAUGUAGAGUACUACUAAAAUACUUGCUUAAUGCACUACAGUGUGCAAGCAGUGAACAGUACCAGGACAGCGUUGCCAUUGAAAGGUACCUAAAUGCAGUAAGAGUCUUAUGUAGUGGAACAGGAUUGCUUAGUACCACAGAGGUGUCCAAUUUAGUUGAUACCAUGAAGGGCGAACAACUCCCCCAGCAAACUAAUAAUGUGUCUGUUACUGGAAACGAAAAAGACACCACCAACAAACAAGAAUCACCAAAAAACAGACCCGACUUAUCAGUCACCAUCUUCGAACGUCUCACCCUACCGAUCAGAGAUGGUCCCCAAAUCAGUGACUCAACAGUCAUCCCCCCUUUACCAGAAAAUAUCACUGAUUCAGACCCUACAGUAGAAAUCAAUAGACUAUUUCUGAGAGCCAACACGGAGAGCCUACAAGCCCUUAGGGCGGGCGACACCCUGAUAGACCUAUGUCUCAGUUUGCCGAUGUUAAAAAAAGCGAAAGCCAAAGUGGAAGAGGCUUUGGCGGGCAGACAGUUCACGAUUCCGUCCAAUCACGCGGAGGCUUUGGCACAUAGGAACAGCCUGCCGCAGACCGUAUCGGAAAUCCAAUUGGCGAUGUCCGCGAUCAAUUUGCCGGUACUGGAACCCCUUAGCGCCCCGAAGCUGGAUAAGCUGUGCAACUUAGCUAUGGCGGCGCUGUAUUGCGCCGUGGCUCAAGCCGCGGCAAGCGCGUGUCUUAGCACGACCAGCGCGGUCUCGCCGAAAGUUACAGGACAAGCCCAAGCAGCCAAUUUAAAAGAAGAAGACCUGGAUUCUAAUGCCGUAAAGGUGGUUGAAGAGGCGUUAAGCAUGUACGGCUAUAUUGGAAGUGUGGUGAAGGGCUCCACUAGGGCUGGAGGACAUGCCUAUCAGAAUUACUUAUUAGCCGGGGCGUGGGUUUUGGUUUCCGGAUUGCAAACUCACCUUAACCAGACUACGAGCGAAAAACCAACCGCGCACCCCUCAAGGGAAAGGGAUAAUGCAGAGAAAGGACGGCCGAGUCCCAGUAAACAAGGACAAAGUCGAGAUGCCCCAUCUUCAGCGCCAGGAAGCGCCGGCUCGGCCAGAUCCGGACUCCAAAAGUUCCAGCAAUGUUUCGGUGUCCUCAGUGUGGCCCUGGCUACAAAAGCCCUCGCCCUAUUAUCGGAUUUGUUCGAAGAUCUCGGCCUGGAAGUGUGCGGCGGUUCUGUAGGGAACGUUGUGACGAUCGAGCCGGCACCAUUGGCGAUUUUAGGCCAGUUUACUGCCCUACAAAGGGUCGCUCGGAUUUUAGGGGCCGCCCCGUUAAACCAUCUGCUAUUUUACCUGUCCAUAGUGAGUUACCGUAAGGCGUGUUCGUUAAAACGGCUUAUGCCGCCGGAGGGCGAUAAUUUCAGUCAGUCCGAUUCGACUGUUUACUUUGAAGAUAUGAUUUUGUGUAGCGAUUCCACCGAUGAAGAUGAUGAUAGCGAGCCGAUUUUGGGACAGUGGUUCGAAGAGACUCUGGCCCCGCCAGAACCGGAGGAAACCAAGUCGAAUUCAAGCAGCGAUAACGCGGAUACGAAGUCGAAUAAUCAAGGGAAUACUAAUCGGGGGAGUUCGGUUGUACCUGAAAAAGGAGAGGUGGACGGUUACAUAUCCUUAGCCACAAGCAUUUUCGUCUUCCUAAACAAACACUUCUUAUGCACAAAAUCGACUUUCGUGCAGCGUUACGUGAAAACCGGCCUAACCGAGCAACAGAUGAUCAUUUUGGCCGCGAUUAUUCGAGAUUUGGAUCGGGAGUGGGCCAAAUCCGAGCUCGGUGGCCAAUAUGCGGAGUUUUCGAGUGCCUUAAUGAAAUUUACCCAUAACCUGAUAACCAGCAACAAUCUGACGUCAUUGCAGGCGUGUCUUUUGAAUCAUUUAGGGGUUUCCCCGUGGAACGCCGAUGUACCGCACGCGUGGCCCUUGCAAGUUUAUCCCAGGACCCUCACGGUUUUAGCGCAGGUGCUACUUUUAAGACCCCAGAACGAGAAGGAGGCAUCUGUGAUUAGCAUUUGGCAUCGAUUAGUGAACACGUUGAUUGAAAAUGUAUUGAAUGCUCCAUCGACCGCUUCCGAGGGCGAUUUCGAAGAUUUGAACGUGGAACACGCAGAGGUUCUCCUCUACCUUUUCCACACGUUAAAUUUAAUGCAAAAAAAAUCCGUGGUUCUUCUGAUGGCCGGCGGUGUGCUCAGAUGUUCCGAAAUAGCCCGUAGCAGCCUGAAAGAUUCACAAUUAUUAAACUUAUCUAGGCUUUUGUUGCUUUUCGAUUAUAUUAUGAAGCAUUUGUACGAUGUACCUACCAGUUUAUUGGAGAAAAUUCAAAGGAACUUAUUUGACCUCACUUACCUGAACGCGGACUUUAAAGAUCCGGGAACGCCCAAACCGGAUGCGAUUUGGAAGGAAAUCGAGACGCCUUACAGGAGGAUUACUAACGAGAGCCACCCGACACCCAGAUUUUAUAAAUUAUCGAAUCUAGAGAUCAACAACCAAGACUCUCCCAAACUGGACGGACUCGCCUGCAACUUUAUCUUGGGUACGCCGGACAAGCUCCGCUACCCCUUACUCCUGGACGCCCUGAUCGAAAUCCUUAACGUUACGCACAACAUAAACGCCACUAGCUCCACCAAAAUGACCACUUUGGGACUGUUUGGUACCCAGUACUGUUUUACCAUCUGCUGGAGGCUUUUGCAUCUUUUGCCCCCCUCGAUACCUUAUAUGGAACGUUUGGCUAGCGGAGAGGUUCUCAGUCCCGGACCGUUGCUUAUGCACUCGUUAAUUUGGGGUCCGAGGGCCGCCCAUAAGAAUUUCACUCGUUGGUUGAAGGAUUGUCUUGUUAAACAGGGUAUGUACACCCAAAAUACCGACAAGCUGCUUAAAGCGGUCUCUGAUGCGGUAAACACAUUGGAAUCAGACGCAAGUGUCGCAAAGAGUUGCGUUACAGCUUUAAUGCCCGAUACGAAAGUGGUGCUGAAUAAGGAGGACUUGCCGCCCCUGUGGCAACUGAUCCUUUUGGACUGUCUUAUUGCCAAGGUUGAGGUUUCUUUGACCGAUACGUGCGAUCCAGAUGCACCCCCGUCCACCACCGUUCCAGAACCCUCUUGCAUCCAGGAUUUGGUUCCGCAAGUCAUUAAAUUAGCCAAGGCAAUCCUUCACUGUACCAGAUGGACCAUGUUCCAUUCAGUUGUCGAUCAAAAUGAAAAUACCGAAAAAAUUCAAUUGAGAGACUUGCAACCAUUACACGACGUUUUGGCCAUAUGCUCAAAAGAUAACGCCCUUCUGAGCACUUUGGCGACAGAGAUUGAGGCAAAUCUGCCCUCCAGUGUCAGCACGGUGCUUCAAGAGUGGAAAUGUUCCUUUUUGGACGACAUAUACUCGAUGCAGUACCGCAACGAUAUAAUCCCCUCAGAAAAUUACCUUUUGAGGAUAAUAGACGUUCAUAUGUCCUCGCUGUCCAAAUCUUCAACAUUUAACAUCGAUCUAAGCCUGAAAAGUACCCUGGAAAAUUUGGUGAAGUUCGUGGUGCAAAGGGCCCCGAAAAUCGAAAACACCGACACCAAAAAUAAAGCGAUCGAAUUGCUGAUAUCGAUCACGACCGAUGCGAGGACGGAAUAUUUGUAUCACGUCGCCAUCCUGGCUUUGGACAAGAUGAUCGGGGAUGCCGAGACCGACGAGAGGCAGAAGAGAGUUUAUAUUCGAGUUUUAGAUCACACUUAUAAUUUGCUGAUGAAUUACACUAAUGCUGUACAUGAGCAAAAGAGUUUGAUAAACGAGAAGAUAUUACACAGUUGUCUGAUGUUUUAUGAGAAAAUUAUCGAGAAGAGUUCGGGGAGGCAGGCAUUAGAGACUUUCUUUACCGGCGAAAAAGACCUAGUAAAAGUGCUAAUGUCCGUAUCGAGUCCGCGCAUGUCCCAACAAUACAGCACCAGGGUCCUUCACUUCUUCAACAAACUGUUCCAAGCGGCAGAGAAGAGCUCGACCGAUCCCAGUUUGAACUAUUUGUGCUCGAGCAUGGGCAAACUGGCCCAAGUGGAGAGCGAGAAACUGCAAAGGUGGCUCAGGCAGAUCAUUUUGGGGCCCACAGAUGCCGAGGCUACCAGGUAAUAUCCCAAAGUUAAGCAAAUGCUUGAUGAAGUUCACUCUUGGGGUGUUUUUUUUUGUAGUGAGUCGGUUUUGAAACCGAAAAACGCCACUGGUUCCGAAGAGAAAGAACUGUAUGUCGCCAUGGAAGGUAACGAGGAUAAAAAGUCUUUGGUGCAGGAAAAUAGUCAGUUGUUGCAAGCCCUGACAAGCUAUAUAGUAAAACAGACAAGCAACGUUGCAGAAGACGUCUCGAUCACCAUCCUCAAGGCCCUCAUACCCCUCGGAAAUCACAUCCUGAGCCCGGCCCUCGAAGGUGUCGGUUUCACCGAGCUAAUGGAAGUGAUGGUGAUGCUGGCCGACGCCGGUACCGGACGGGGUCACGCUGAUUUAUUCCCUGCCGCCGCACAGUGGGUCGAAUUAUGCGUAAAAUACGUAAAAAACCCGGAAAUUAGCGAGAAAAUCUCCAACAGUCCCGAUUUAAUGAAGAACAGCAGCAUGUUGAACGCCGCCUCUUGCGUUUUGGAUUAUUUGAGCGACGUGGUUUUGUCUAUUACUGAACCGCCACCGAGGUCUGUGUCUCCCCAAUGGGAGCACGAGAGUCCACUGGACCUAGAAUUAGAUUGGCAAGAAGAGUCGAACGAGGACGAUGACAGUGGCGAGGAUUCGGACGAGGACUCGCUUUGCAACAAAUUGUGCACAUUUACAGUGACUUUAAAAGAAUUUAUGAAUCAGCAUUGGUAUCAUUGUCACACUUGUCGCAUGUUAGAUGGCGUGGGCGUUUGCUCGAUAUGUGCCAGAGUGUGCCACAAGGGCCACGACGUAACUUACGCGAAAUACGGUAAUUUCUUUUGCGACUGCGGGGCGAAGGAGGACGGCUCGUGUCAGGCGUUGGUGAAGAGAAGUCCCGCGCAAAAUCCGGAUAGUAGCGGGGGGCAUCAUCAGAAGGCCGCCAAAGAGGAGGAACAACAGCAGCAUGUGUUAGCCAGCUCGUUAAGACGUCGCGCUAGUAGUCCCAUAAGCACCGACAAGAUCCUGUUUGAAGAGAAGCGUGCGGACCACGAAAAAAAGAAACUAGACGAAUCCAAAGAGUUCUUAAUGAAUUAUUUGAAGAACAGCCAAGUGACCUCUUCCCUACUAGAAUUCCUACAGGGUUUGAUCCCCGCCAUCGAGUCCACCUGUAACCUGAACAGUCCCGUAGGCUGUCACGUGCGCGGCGUAAAGGCUUUAGAGCAACUGUUCAGCCCGGACAAGAAAUAUUUACAUACGGAUUUACUGAUGUUGCCCACGUUGGGUUCGCAGGAGGGAGCCUUUGAAAAUGUGAGGAUGUCUUAUGCUGGAGACCAGGGACAGACCAUAAGGCAACUUCUAUCCGCUCACAUUAUCAGGCGGGUCGCUAUGUGCUGUAUGACCACAACACAAGGUAAACGACAACACCUGGCGGUUUCACACGAAAAGGGCAAAAUAACGGUCCUCCAACUGUCCGCCCUACUGAAACAAGCCGACUCAGCUACGAGAAAGUUGACUUUAAACAGACUCAGCUCUGCCCCGAUACCUUUCACAGUGCUCUCUAUGACGUCUAACCUGUGCAACGAAGAUUUUUUAGCCGUCUGCGGUUUGAAAGACUGCCACGUGUUAACGUUCAAUACUAACGGCCAAGUGACCGAUCAUUUGGUACUGCACCCUCAACUGGAAACUGGGAAUUUUAUUAUUAAAGCCCUUUGGUUGCCUGGCUCGCAAGUCGAACUGGCCCUGGUGACCGCUGAUUUUGUUAAAAUUUUCGAUUUGAGCAAGGACGCGGCCAAUCCGCAAUAUCACUUCUUAGUUCCGAGCGGUAAGAUACGCGACUGUACUUUUAUGUACGAGGACGGGAUUUAUCAUAUUAUGCUGAUGUCGUCACCGGGGCAUAUUUAUACCGAGGUGCUAAACGAGGAAAGUUCCACUAAGUUUGGAAGCUUUUAUGUGACAAAUACUUUAGAGGUCUUCCACUUGGACGUGACAGAUGUCAACGGUCAUGUGGCGGGCGGCGGAGUAUCGAUCCACUACUCCCACACCCUAAGGCUACUAUUUUACAGUUACGCCCAAGGCAAAAGUUUCAUAUCCCCUAUUGUACCGAAAAGCAACUGCUUAUCCACGGUGUUUCCUAUAACCAUACCGCAAACCUCGGCACCGCCGAACGGUUCAAACCCGAAGAGCAACAGCACAAGAAGCCCGAAUCCGCAGCCGUUGUGCCAAUGGACUGAGAUUCCCAAUCAUCCCGGUUUGAUUUGCUGCGCCAUGCAGUCCAGCAAUCAACCGGUGGUGUUGAUGAUUAAACCAGAUUCGAUUUUGAUACAAGAGAUUAAAGUAGUGCCGUCUAAGUCGAAAAUAACCGACAUGGUGGCUAUAAGGCACAAUUCCGGAAGCGAACAAAGAACCACGUUAAUUCUGUUAUGCGAGGACGGCAGUUUGAAGAUGUUCAUCGCCAAUAUGGAUCAAACUGGGUUCUGGAUGUCCGGCAGUAUACAAGCGACCGUGCCAGUCGGUACCUCACUAAAACCGAAGAAAAAGAAGCCGAUUAAAGCGGGCAAGACCUCGAGCACCCCCGUGUUUCCCGUUGACUUUUUUGAGCAUUGCACGCCGAUGAACGAUGUCGAGUUUGGCGGGAACGAUUUGCUUCAAAUUUACAAUGCGGCCCAAUUAAAGCAUCGGCUAAACUCAACCGGACUAUACGUGGUCUGUAACAAGGCCCAAUUCCAACUGGAAGUGACAAACAACGAUCCCAACCUGGUGAUGUGCGGAAUUCGGGUUUUGGUCGGCACUCAGGACCCUCAGAAGGCACCCUCGUAUAUUGAAAUUUUUGGUCGGAUAAUAUCGACCGCGGUUACGAGGAGCCGCUGGUACGAUGUUCCGUUCUCGCGAGAAGAGAGUCUUCAGGCCGAUAAGAAAUUAACGAUACUUUUUGGACCUUGUCAGGACCCAGAACUAAUGACAAUGAUAGAUUGCGUAAAAGUGUAUGGUAAAACCAAAGACACAUUCGGUUGGCCAGAGGAUACGGACGAGGGAGCCAACUCGAACGCGAACUCCUCCAACGGAAGCGCCUCAGGUAACACGUUGGGAUUAAGUAACGACUCCGACGGUCAAACGGGGGCCUCUCAGCAACUCUCUAAACUGGAGCGCCUCGCCAUGGACGUUUUUAGAAGCUUGGACAGUUCACUGUACGUUUACGCCAACGAGGAGAAAUUCACCAAACUGAAGCCUGUCGCACUGAAAAUUGCCACUCGGUUGUUGACUCUGCCCACACCGGCUUCGAUCCAAGUGCAUUCUAAAGCCUUAAUGUUGACGUUGCACCCCACCAAGGCUCAGUAUCAUAGCUAUAAGGACCAGGCACUUUUGGAGCAUGUUUUGAGCGAAUUAGCGGCAAUGACUGAGAAAAAAGAUUCACAAGGAGCAACGGACUUGGACGCGGAGUCUUAUUACCGGCUCGUAUUAAUAGUACGCGGCAUAGCGGUAUCGAGGCCUCAAAACCUUAUCAAGUUCGCCGACAGUCACGCGUCAAUUCAGGAUGUGACCGUGGACGAUCCUCUGGACUCUCCAGAAAAUGGGGAAAAGGACAAGAAAAAGGAAUCGGGGCAUCUCUUGUUGCAGCUGAUGGACGUUUUGUGGAUGUUGCACCAGUUGAAUCCGGAGAUUCCAGCUUUGGCUCCGGUUGUGGUACCUGGAUUGAAAUAUACCGAACAAGUAAUUCACGCCCUAAUCGAAAUAAUCCACGCCUUCCAAACCUCGGAGUCCUACAGCAACAUCUGCGUCGCUCUAUAUCUACAGCUGUUACUCUGUACCGACUCCACCAUUGCAUUUAGCGCGAAGCAAGGCCUAUGUAAAGUACUAAAACCGAGAGUGAAACGGCGCAAAGUCUACAUUCCGUCGCCGGUCCGUUGCGACAGUCCCCCGCCUAGCAAAUCGUCCUCGAGUGUGGAUCAAGCGGCCGCCCCUACGCCGCCCACGCAAAACGAGGCGACGCCACAAGCGCCGCCGCCCCCGGUGGCCGCCGGCGGUUUCGACGUCGACAUGGUAGCGGCCAUCGAUUUACUAGAACACGGCGGGGCGGCCGGUUUAAACCCGUUGGAAGCUUUAUUGGGCGGGGCGGUCGGAUUUUCACCAUUGUUGGAUAUACCGCCGGAUGCAGAUGAUGAAACGAUUGUGGAGUUGGCCAUAGCCUUAAGUUUGCAGGAACACGAAAUGGGAGGAGCGGCCGGACAAGGAGGUGCAGCACCCGAGGUGCAAGCGUUGCAAAAUUUACAGGCGCAACUGAGAGGGGCGGUGCAAGGACAGGCGGCGCAGGCUCAACAGGAGGCCGCGAAUUUUAGUGAUACCACCGCCUCGGCCGCCGGAUCAGACGACGAAGGUUCUACAGCGGCCACGGACGGGUCGACCUUACGCACUUCCCCCGCAGAACAAGGUGGAAGCGCGGGCUCAGAAAGCGGCGGAAGCGGAGUAGAUAGUAUUACAGGUGAACACAACGUAUCUGGAAGAUCGUCCGCUUACGGUGACGAAGCCAAUAUUGCUCGAACGGGUGAAACAAGCACUGGAGCCGCCUCGGCCCAAGGUAAAACACCCUUGCCUUCGCCAAUAACCUCAUCCGAAUCAUCAUUCUUAGUUGCAGCAACGGAACAAACUCAACGGCCUUCGCAAGGCAGCGACACAUUAGCUCAGAUUCAAGAGGAAUUAGAAUGCGAGAGUGAAAGCGCCGCGAAACUGCACGGACUACGGUUACAGCUACUCGAGAAGCUCGUCGCAUACUUGCCGAGGCUGAAAAACGCAGAGGGUGGACGCACUAUACCGUUCUUCCAGGUUAUGUCACAGUUAACCAGCGAUCUGGACGGCACGUGUGACCGCGAUAAAAGUUGCCUCAAUUCACUUAUGACCGCCGUGAGCGAAGAGUUGAAUUUUACUGGCGAGAAUAUCCAGAGCGUUUGCGCACGCUCCAAACAAGGAGAGGUCCAUCUGUUGCUCUUAAAAUUAAUUUCUAAUUUGUUGCAAAGGAACAAGUCAUCUUCGAGCUCCAAAUCGAGUGGAUCGAGUGACGUUUUAAAUUACGUGGCCCGGACUGCCGCGACGUUUUUACACAAGAACGGAAUCAUUAAUUAUUGCCUGAAAAUAUGCCAGACUUUACUUCAUGACUAUUGGAAACAUCAGACCGAGGAAGAGAAUAAUAUUGCCACAACGACUGGUAACCUCCUCAAGCCUCAUCUGACCCAUCCACUACCGGAUAUGUCUCCGUUUUUCAUAAAAACCCAACUGAAAGAGAACUCGACCGACGUAUUUACCAAUUACCCGCAUCUAAUCACCGAAAUCAUUCUGAGACUACCAUAUCAAGUGCAACGCCUAUCGGAGAUUAACGAGAGCGCCACCGCUGCUUUCGAUGGUCCCUGGUACAGAAUUCUAUGCGAAUAUAUGAUGACCUCGCUGCCUCCCGCCUCGAGACGUAACGCCCGCAAACUGCUACUGUACAUAUGCGGCAACAAGGAAAAAUACCGACAGCUAAGGGAUUUGCACGCCUUAAGUACGCAUUGCCUGGGGGUGAAACAGUGCUGCACGAAAGGGGGUUAUCAGGUCAAUUCCGACAUGCAACACGCGCUCAGUUUGCCUUAUGAUAGUCUGGUCGAGUUGGUGGAGCAUCUUAAGGCCUGCCUGGAUAUUGCAACGUUUAGAACAGGAAAUUGGCAGAGAUUUUGCUUACACACCGAAGAAAUCUUACCGUAUUUGCUUAGGGUGAGCUUCUUAUUAGACGACGGAGUGGCCCCAACAAUUCUCCACCUCUUAACUAGCGCCCUAGUAUAUAAUUCCAACCAACAGAAUAAAAAAUCAGACGGGUCCAAGUCCAGCAGAAAAGAGCGUGAAAAAUCGGACGAUUCGGCCGUGGAAGCCCUCUUUGAAGAGUCAAACUCUGUUGCUCUGGUAGACCAAAUCAAUAAGCAGGUGUCCAGGGAGACUCUGGCGCGGUUUUUAAAAGCGUUUUUGUUGGAAAAUAAUACAACGACCGUGAGAUGGCAGACGCACGCGUUCGUUCUCGCUCUGUACCAAAAUUCCAAACCGAAGGAGCAGGAGAGCUUAUUGGAGCUGCUGUGGCGACUCUGGCCUUUGUUACCUGCUUAUGGUAAAAAAGCCGCCCAGUUUGUCGAUUUGUUGGGUUACUUCUCCCUUAAAUACACUGAAAAACCUGAAGGACAAGGCAAAAUCGACGAUUACGUUCAAAAAGCGGUAUCGGUGCUCAGAACUCAAAACGAACUGCUGGCCCACCAUCCGAACGCCAAUCUGUACGCCCACAUGUCUCAAUUCGUCGAAUUAGACGGUUAUUAUCUUGAAUCUGAGCCUUGUUUGGUAUGUAAUAACCCUGAGGUACCAUUCAGUACGAUAAAACUCUCAUCCAUCAAAGUGGACUCGAAGUUCACUACAACCACUCAAAUAGUAAAACUAUUAAGCAGCCACAUUAUCAGCAAAAUCACCGUACGGAUCGGGGAUUUAAAGAAAACAAAAAUGGUGCGCACCAUUAAUAUUUAUUAUAAUAACAGGAGCGUUCAAGCGGUAGUGGAACUGAAAAACAAGCCGGCCCUAUGGCAUAAAGCGAAAAAAGUGACUUUACAGUCCGGACAAACUGAGGUGAAAAUCGAGUUUCCUUUACCGAUUGUCGCUUGCAAUAUUAUGGUGGAAUAUGGAGACUUUUAUGAGAAUAUUCAGGCAAGUAGCGAGACUUUACAAUGCCCCCGAUGUUCCGCUUCAGUACCGGCCAAUCCGGGAGUCUGUGCCAAUUGUGGCGAAAACGUGUUCCAAUGUCACAAAUGCCGCGCCAUCAAUUACGACGAGCGCGAUCCCUUCUUAUGUCACGCCUGCGGAUUUUGUAAAUACGCCAAGUUCGAUUUCACUCUGCAAGCAAAACCGUGUUGUGCCGUAGAACCUAUCGAGAAUGACGAGGAUCGUAAGAAAACCGUCUCUAGCAUCAAUUCUUUACUGGAAAAAGCGGAUCGGAUUUAUAAACAGCUGAUUUCGAACAAACCAACUCUGGAAUCGCUCGUGUUAAAAAUCACGGAGCAUAGGAGCGACCGGAAAGACGAAACUGGAUCGAGUAACGUGGCCAAUGGUACCGGUAAUAAUAAUAAUAACUCGGUGGCCCCGACGGCGCAAAACCCGGUGGCCCAAAUGGCGCAAGUAAAAGUGAAUAGAACCAUACAGAUGCUGGCGCAACAGUAUUGCAACGAGUGCAAGACGAGCUUCGAGGAGUUGAGCAAAAUUAUUCAAAAGGUAUUGGCAUCCAGAAAAGAGUUGGUCACUUACGAAAGGAAACACCAUGACAUGGAUUUACCUCAAAGCACAUCGGUUUUCCAUGAUUUGCCCAAAUCUUCUGAGCCUUUUGUGGUGAACAAAUGUUACGGGUGUGCUACGGCAUCCACCGAGCACUGUCUCACCUUACUGAGAGCAUUGGCCUUAAAUAGAACCACAAGACAAACGUUGUGCUCUUACGGUUUAGUCCAAGAAUUAGUGUGGAAUAAUUUAAGAAAAGGAAAUAUUAGUAAUCAAGAGGACGUCCGAUUGCUCUUGUGCACUUUAACCAGGGAUAACCCGGAAGCUACCGAGCAUUUAUGCAACAUUUUAAUGACCAGGAUCAGUAACUGUUUGAGCGGGAAUCUAAACAGUACCGAUUUAGGUGCAAGUAUCCGUCACGAAAUGGCCCUUUUAGCCGCAAUGGUUCAAAAAGAAGACGACUGUUGGGAACUGAAACUCGGCUGCCUGAUGUCGCUCUUCGUCAAAGCCUGCGAGGACUCGAAGAGUCCCACGGUGAUGGAGAGCGUGAUAUUGCCCUGUCUGAAGAUUUUACAGAGUCUUAUCAGGAUCCCGGAACCUCCAGCGCCUCCCGCUACCAAAAAAACUAAAGAAAAAACGAACCAAAAUAAAAGCGGCGGUGCGCCAAAAGUGGUGCCGCUGCAAGCACCCGUUGAAGUUAAGAAGUUUUUGAAAAAAGUGCCGGACCAUAGUUUUAGUGGAUGGAAAACUCGCUUAACAAAACGCUCCGAAGCCAAACUGAACGUUCUCUCAAGCAAAGAGGAAGUGCGUCAACUGUACCUAACCGAAAAAUAUGCGCGCAAAUGGCGUAGACGCGUGAAAAAACUGCACGAGACUCGACAUCCGGUCCUGAGCGCCACCUCGUGGCUGGAAACCGUUUUAUUUAAUCCUAGUUCGCGGCAAGCCCGUACCGUCGCUUGUAGCAUUGUGCAAACAAUGUCGAACACUUACGAGAGGAAAAAAGAAAUAAUCACUUUACUCACGUGCUUUUUAACCAACUUAAAUGAGGCAGGGGAGGCGGCCGCCGAAUUUUUACAAUUGUACCAGAGCAUGGUGCAAAACACUCCUUGGAAACAGUUUUUGACCAUCAAGGGUCUUCCAUUAGUUUUGGCCAAUCUAAUGACGCAGGAGAUCAAACAAAUUCACCGACUAGAGACGACCACCCUGACCUCGGAUCUGGCUCAGGGUUACGCCCUGAAUCAACUUACAGAACUUUUGGCUGAGUUUUUGGAGGAUAACGCCAUCAGAAGGCAGUACAAGUCCAGAUUAGUUGGUGCGGUUUUGAACGGGUAUUUGUCGCUAAGACGGCUGGUCGUUCAACGAACCCGUCUGAUCGACGACACUCAAGAUAAAUUGCUGGAAUUGUUGGAGGACAUGACGACCGGUACUGAGGAAGAAACUAAAUCUUUUAUGUCAGUUUGUAUACGAACCGUCGAGGAUUAUAGUUUGCAAGACAUUCUGACGCCCGUUUUUAUUUUUGAGCGGUUGUGCUCCAUCAUUUAUCCAGAGGAGAACGAUAUAGGCGAAUUCUUUUUGACUUUGGAGAAGGAUCCGCAGCAAGAGGACUUUUUACAAGGUCGUAUGUUGGGCAAUCCAUACCACCACUCGGAAACGGGCAUGGGACCCCUGAUGCGCGACGUAAAAAACAAAAUUUGUCAAGACUGCGAACUGGUCGCCUUAUUGGAAGACGACAACGGGAUGGAGCUACUAGUCAACAAUAAAAUCAUGAGCUUAGAUCUACCGGUAAAAGACGUUUACCGGAAAAUCUGGCUGUCGGAAGGGGGCGACUUGGACACGAUGCGAGUGGUUUAUAGGAUGCGCGGUUUAUUAGGUGACGCCACCGAGGAAUUCAUCGAAACCCUGGACAAUAAGGGACAAAGCGCCGUGGACAACGAGGAGGUGUACAAGAUGGCGAACGUGUUGGCCGAUUGUGGCGGACUGAAGGUGAUGGUCACGCGACUCGGUGCGAUUCAAAAUGUGUGGCGGGCCAAGCCGUUGGUUCAGGUGCUCCUGAAGCUUUUCAAGUUGUGCGUGAAGGUGAACAAGUGUCAGGAGGUUUUGAUUGAGCCGGAACAGGGGGCCAUCGAGGCCUUUUUGAAGAUUUUACAGUUGUGUUUGCAAGGCGAGUCGGGUGCUAGUCAAUCGGCCAUAGCCGGUCAAAUUUUGGAAAUAAUGGAGACUUUAAUGUCGAGGGCCACCAGUAGACCUUUGGACGUGUUUGAGAAGCUCUCCGCGACAUUCGGAGGAUCCGAUUAUGUCAAGUCUCUGUUAUCGUUUACGACGCACCCUGCAAUAAGGGAUAACUCGGCGGUGCUGGCCCACCUGACGCGAGUCUUAGCGGCCCUAGUUUACGGAAACAAAGAGAAAAUGGAGAUUUUAUUGGAUCACUUCAAGAACGUGUUGGAAUUCAACAAAUACGACGCCGAGCACAGUUCAGAAGACCAACAAAAACUAGAAAUGUUCUGCAUGCUGACCAACAGUAUCGAGAGGAACGCCAUAGGGAAUACCCUUAAAGACUACAUCUUAUCCUUGGGCGUUGUGAAAGAAGCCUUGGCGUACAUCGCGAUCCACGCACCAUGUGUAAAGCCCACAUUAUUAAGGACAGAUAGUGACGAGUUAAAAGACUUCAUUUCGAAGCCGGCUCUCAAGUACAUUUUGAGGUUUUUAACCGGGUUGGCGCACAGUCACGAGAACACCCAACUGGAAAUAUCGAAAGCGGAUACAAUUCCGAUUAUUCAUCGUUUGGAGCAAGUUUCUUCGGACGAACAUGUCGGUUCUCUCGCAGAGAAUUUGUUGGAGGCGUUGUGUACUAAUGCCGCAGUCGCUAAACAAAUUGAAGAGGUAAGAGAGUUUACGAGAUCUGAAAAGAAACGUUUGGCGAUGGCAAUGAGGGAAAAACAAUUAGGCCAGUUAGGGAUGCGCACAAACGAUAAGGGCCAGGUGACGGCCAAGUCGACGAUUUUACAACAAAUCGAGGAACUAGGCGAGGAAUCCGGUCUGGUCUGUUGCAUUUGCCGGGAGGGCUACAAAUAUCAACCGACCAAAGUGUUGGGCAUUUAUACGUUUACGAAACGGUGUAACGUGGAGGAAUUCGAGAGCAAACAACGCAAAAUAGUCGGUUAUUCGACUGUUACCCAUUUCAAUGUGGUCCAUAUCGACUGCCAUAUGUCGGCGGUCCGACUCGCACGAGCUAGAGACGAGUGGGAAUCGGCUGCGUUGCAAAAUGCCAAUACGAAGUGUAACGGGCUGUUGCCGCUUUGGGGUCCGCAAGUGCCGGAAUCGGCGUUUGCCAGUUGUUUGGCCCGGCAUAACACUUAUUUGCAAGAAAGUACCAACCAUCGUGAUAUGGGCCACGCAUCAACCAUCCACGAUUUAAAACUGUUACUGUGGCGAUUCGCGCAGGAAAAAUCGUUCCACGAAGACACCGGGGGCGGCGGUCCCCAGAGCAAUAUGCACAUGGUGCCUUAUUUGAUCCACGUCGGUCUUUAUGUGAUAAAUACGACAAGGGUGUAUUCUCGUGAAUUCGCUGCCUUAACGGCAUACGGUAGUGCAGAUCUGAAUGGCGAUUUGGCAUAUCAGGCGGAGGGACCCUUGUACAUGGCCACUUUGGCCGUGUUCCUUAAAAGCCGCAGCGAGUGGGAAAAGGACCGAUUGUCCCAUUUGUCCAGGUUAAUUGUGAUAGCGCAGCAACGGUUGCUGCAACCGACCGGACCGAGUACAACCUUAACCGACCGCUCGGUUAAAGAUUAUAGCGUGUACAAGCCUUAUUUGCUCUUCUUCGGACUGAUCGACGCUAUUUAUAAGUAUUUCUUUAAGGAUGUAGAAGGGGAGUUUGAACAGUGGCCGACCAAUUUGGCCGAUUACAUCAGACACAACGACGAGGCGCUGAUGAAAAACUCCGAAAAGUUACUCGGGUAUUUUACAGAAGAGUUGCUGCCCUGCGCCUCGUUUGGCGAGUUCUGUGAUGUUGCCGGUUUGUUUGAUGUGGUUCCUGACCCGGAUAGUUACAUAAAUUCAGUUCUGUCUGUAGUGAAAUGACCCUCUUAAACACCCAAGACCAAUCCACGACUUGCUGCAAGUUGAAUCACUCACAGCAUGGUGGCGCUUUAUACAAAACACUAUUAUUAACCUUGUAUGUAAUAUCUUAGUCAACAAAUUUAAUAUUGCUGUUACUAAAUUAAUAUUACCCUUUUGCUAUUCUUUUUGUCUUAUUUGAGUGGGAGUUUAAUUUACUUGUAUCUUAUUUACCGAUAUUGUGUUAUGAAAUAAUAGAAAUCUUUAAAAUCAUUA